GCUACCAUUCCUUCUUACUCUGUCUCUCUCCUCGAGUCAGCGUUGGUUGUUCCACAGAUGGCUUUUGCCUCUUUAAUCCACCGCUCGAGCGUUCAAAUUCCUCUGAGAUUUGAGUCGGGGAAUUCUAGGGCUCGAACUUCCUCGUCGUCAUCAAUUCAGUUCGCUUAUUCUUCUAUGCGCCGUGCCGGCUUCUCUUCCACCUUGGACGGCGGAAGAUGUUGUCAACACAUUUGCUCGAACCGGAUGCAAUGCUUCAAGGAGACGAGCCAGGAGGACUUCAAACUCGAAGAUUUGCAGAUAGGUGGUCAUCAAUCAUGUGAUGAAGAUGGCAAUAUUAAAAAUGCUGCAUCAGAUACUUCUUUAGAUUGUCAAAAUGGAACUAUCAAUCGACAAUCAUCCAUUAGAACUGUCACUUUUUGUGUGCUAGCAGCUGUUACAUUUGGUAUUGCUUUAGGGUUAAAGGAUGGACAUGACAAGGCAUCAGAGUAUUUUGCAGGCUACAUAUUGGAACAGAGUUUAUCAGUGGACAAUCUCUUUGUUUUUAUUUUAAUUUUCAACUACUUUAAAGUACCAAUAGAGUAUCAGAGCCGGGUGCUUUCAUAUGGCAUAGCUGGCGCAAUAAUAUUUCGUGCUAUAAUUAUCCUGCUAGGAAUUGCCACCAUUCAGAGAUUUGAGAGCGUAAAUUUACUGCUGGCCUUGAUUCUUCUGUUCUCAUCAUAUAAGUUGUUUUUCGCUGAAGAGGAAGAUACUGACCUUGCUGAUAACUUUAUUGUCAGAACAUGCCAGAAGUUUAUCCCUGUUACUGCUCAUUAUGAUGGUGAUCGAUUCAUAACCUUUGAAGAUGGUGUUUGGAAGGCUACACCCCUACUUCUUACUGUCGCAGUCAUUGAGCUUAGUGAUAUUGCCUUCGCUGUCGAUUCAAUACCAGCAGUUUUUGGGGUUACAAGGGAUCCAUUCAUAGUCUUUUCUUCAAAUCUGUUUGCGAUUUCAGGUUUGAGGUCUAUUUAUACUCUGAUUUCCGGAAGUAUGUCGGAGUUGGAAUAUUUACAGCCUGCAAUAGGUAUCGUGUUGGGAUUCAUAGGAGUGAAGAUGAUUUUUGAUUUCUUUGGAUAUCACAUAACAACUGAGGUUUCCCUCGGCAUUGUUGCCACCUGUAUCAGUUCUGCAGUUCUGUUGAGUCUGGCUAAAAAAUCCAACUCUGAAGAGUAGGAAAUCAAAUCUCUCUCAGAUCUGGUUAACUUCUGUUCUUCAAUCUAUUUAGGGUUUCUGCCUGGAGAUUAUAUUUGUGAUUAUCUUGAUAUUUAUGAACCCUCUUUUCUUCCCUUGUAGAAUAAUUAGUCUUGUUAAAUGUAGAAAUUUUUUAUGAUAAAAACUUGUAGUAAAUUAUUAUUCAGCUUAGCGCCGGCAUCAUGAUUAAUUGAUCUCCAGGGACCGAAACGUUACGUUGAUGGAGCCA
Molecule: messenger RNA, 1456 nt
Organism: Dendrobium catenatum
Lineage: Eukaryota; Viridiplantae; Streptophyta; Magnoliopsida; Asparagales; Orchidaceae
Product: thylakoid membrane protein TERC, chloroplastic
Exons: 14
Coding region: 58-1209 (383 amino acids)
Cellular component (GO): membrane
Source: RefSeq, a predicted model, not a curated record